AUGCGUUUCCUCGUCGUUCUCUUCCUUUUGGCGACCGUAGUCUGGGCCUUUGAGGACCUCGUAGAGGACAAAAAACCUCAAGAGGGGCCAGGCGGUGCGGUAACCCGAAAACUGAAAGGGGCCUUUAACCCCGGCCCUUGCGUCUACAACAGCGACUGUGGAUUUGAGGGCAAAUGCAAGAAGUGGCGGUGCGUGUGGAAUUUUUGCGUUUGUUUGGGCCGAAAAUGGACAGUGAUUGUGGUGACGGGGUUCAUCGUCGUUUUCUGUGUUCUAAAAUCAGCAUUGCCCGAUGCUCGUUAUAAUCGGAGCAGCGACCCGCAAUUGGUCAAUUACAUCCGCGUCUCUCCCGCAGCAAAGACGUUACCGCGCGCUGGGAGUCUUUUCUGCUGGGCGAUGACUUCGACGAAAUAUCAUGACGAUCGGGUCAUUGCCGUUAAUCAAACAUGGCUUCCUCGAUGUGAUCAUGGACAAUUCUUCACCAAUGAUGUCAUAGACCCAAAAUUAAAUAUUUCCUAUUCAACUGUGUUUGCGGGAAUUCCUGACUGCUAUACAAAUCUCUUCUUCAAAACCCGAUAUGCCCUCCGGUACAUAUACUGCGAGAUCUCUAGCAAUUUUGAUUGGUAUUUGAAGGCUGAUGACGACACUUACGUGAUCCUAGAGAACCUACGCGCCUACCUGGCCGAGCUAGACCCUAGCAUUCCGUAUUAUCUUGGAUAUCGAUUACGCCCGUUUCUUCUACAAAUUCCUGGAAUCUCAAGACAUUACAACCGUCAAGAAUCAAUUUUCGGAACACGGCUACAACGCUGGGGGAGCGGGUUGUACGGAAAUGAGACGCUCUGUCCGGAUGACAAAGAUGAGGACGUCGGGCUAGCGAGGUGCUUCGCCGAUAUCCAAAUAUAUCCACACGACACCAGGAAUGAGCGUGGGCAGCAAAGGUUCAACGCGCUCCGCCCAAAUGAAAUGUUUAAGGGCACGGGUCUCGACGCGCUUUACUGGAAUUAUUAUGGCGAACUAGAGGGGUUUGAGGCGUUCGGCGACGACCUGAUUUCCUUUCAUCAUCUGACUCCUGAUGAGAUACGCCUAAUCGAUGUGCUACUCUACCGGGAUGGCGGCUUCUCAGAAGUUUUUCUCGGCAUACCAUUUGCUAAACCUCCAAUUGGAACGCUGAGGUUCGAGAAACCAAAGCCUCCAGAAAGCUGGGAGGACGUACUUGAUGCUACGAAAUACGGCCCAGCUUGCUAUCCACAUAACAAAACCGAAAUUCGCGAACCAACAAGCGAGGACUGCUUACAUUUGGGCGUAAUUAGGCCGAAGGAGGCGAAGACUUCUGAAAAGUUGCCUGUCCUCGUCUGGAUCCAUCCGGGUGGUUAUUCCGUGAGCUCGGCCUCCAAUUACCAUUAUUCGGGACUUGCCAACAUCUACAACCCGCAUGGCAUCAUUGUCGUUGUCCAAGCGCUUCAAUUUAUCCAGGAAACCAUUGAGGACUUUGGCGGAGACAAGAACAAGGCAACAAUUUGGGGAAUGUCAGCCGGAGGAGCAUCCGCUUCUCAACUAGCUCUUUCUCCACACGCAGAAGACCUCUUCCACCGUCAAAUUGCCAUGUCGGGAGGGGCACUGAUGAACUGGGCUUUUGGAGAGAACGUGAUUUUGCAUUCUGAAGCAAUGGUUUUCGAAUUGGGCUGCUCCUUAAACGUCCCUUUGAAGGAAUGUCUUCAAGAAUUACCUGUGGAAAGGUUUUACGAUGCUGUGGAAGUUUUGGGAAGUUCCCAAUACAGUAUGGAUCUCCUUAAAUGGCACCCUAGGGUUGAUGGUGAUUUAUUUCCUGCCGAGCCAGAGAUUUUAAUAACGAAAGCCCUAAAACGACCACAAUUAAUGGGAGUAGCCAAGAAGGAGAGCUUGUUCUUUGUGAUCCUAAAUGAAGGAAAAUCGAUGCAAACCCUUGAGGUGGACCCAAGCGAAUUCCAAAACUUUGACCGCGACGAGCUGGAAAAACGGAUAAAGACC
Molecule: messenger RNA, 2004 nt
Organism: Mesorhabditis spiculigera
Lineage: Eukaryota; Metazoa; Nematoda; Chromadorea; Rhabditida; Rhabditidae
Source: the annotation of a GenBank genome assembly